CGUUGAGGGCGGAAGCAGGACAAGCAGCUCCGGCGCCAUGGCUCGAAAUGCAGAAAAGGCCAUGACGGCCUUGGCGAGGUUUCGCCAGGCGCAGCUUGAGGAAGGCAGAGUCAAGGAGCGGAGACCUUUUCUGGCCUCAGAGUGCAACGAGCUGCCGAAAGCCGAGAAGUGGAGACGACAGAUUAUUGGGGAAAUCUCCAAAAAGGUUGCUCAGAUUCAAAAUGCUGGUUUGGGUGAAUUCAGAAUUCGUGACCUGAAUGACGAAAUAAACAAACUCUUAAGAGAGAAGGGACAUUGGGAAGUCCGGAUAAAGGAACUAGGGGGCCCCGACUACGGAAAAGUUGGUCCGAAGAUGCUAGAUCACGAAGGCAAAGAAGUUCCUGGCAACCGGGGUUACAAGUACUUCGGAGCGGCUAAAGACUUACCAGGUGUCAGGGAGCUCUUCGAAAAAGAACCUCUCCCUCCCCCCCGGAAGACGCGAGCUGAGCUCAUGAGGGCCAUCGAUGCCGAGUACUAUGGCUAUCGGGAUGAGGAUGAUGGCGUUUUGGAGCCCCUGGAACAGGAGCAGGAAGAGAAAGUCAUUGCAGAAGCCGUGGAAAAAUGGAAAGCGGAAAGAGAAGCGAGAGGUGACAAGGAAGAGGAGGAAGAAGAAGUCAACAUCUACGCGGUCCCCGAGGAUGAGUCCGACGAAGAGAGUGGCAGGGAGAAGGAAGCGGAAGAGGGGGAGCAAAAGUUUAUCGCUCACGUCCCCGUGCCGUCACAGCAAGAGGUUGAGGAAGCUCUGGUGCGCAGAAAGAAGAUGGAGCUUCUCCAAAAGUAUGCCAGCGAAGCCCUCAUGGCCCAAAGUCAAGAAGCCAAAAAGCUGCUCGGGCUUUGAUGCCGUAUUCCUGGCCGCGGGUCUGGCGUCCCAUCCACCCGGCCUUCCCCCCGGGAGCGCCAGCCCUCGGCCGGCUGGCCAAAACUUGGAUUCUGGACGCAGGCCGCAGCCGUGUGUGAUCCCUGCUCGGCCCAGCUCUGGCCAGGUUGGGCUUAUCUCAUGCUGAACAUUUCAGCAACUCGUUUUCUAUAAACCCUUGGGAAUACAUGGAACUGCUGUGCUCUGGAUGGUUGUAAUAUCUAAUCCUCGUGGAGAAGCUUUUAAUGAAAGUAUUUUGUGUAAAAAAAUAAACAAAACCAAGCAAAAA
Molecule: messenger RNA, 1184 nt
Organism: Tachyglossus aculeatus (Australian echidna)
Lineage: Eukaryota; Metazoa; Chordata; Mammalia; Monotremata; Tachyglossidae
Product: pre-mRNA-splicing factor ISY1 homolog
Exons: 11
Coding region: 38-877 (279 amino acids)
Biological process (GO): generation of catalytic spliceosome for second transesterification step; mRNA 3'-splice site recognition
Cellular component (GO): post-mRNA release spliceosomal complex; Prp19 complex; post-spliceosomal complex
Source: RefSeq, a predicted model, not a curated record